Messenger RNA from Cinclus cinclus, 3462 nucleotides. It is a transcript of the gene PLCL2, whose product is annotated as phospholipase C like 2. The transcript is spliced from 6 exons. Gene Ontology annotation, biological process: lipid metabolic process; intracellular signal transduction. The record is from RefSeq and is a predicted model, not a curated record. Gene Ontology annotation, molecular function: phosphatidylinositol-4,5-bisphosphate phospholipase C activity. Bases 163 to 3168 code for a protein of 1001 amino acids. NCBI's taxonomy places the organism in Eukaryota, Metazoa, Chordata, Aves, Passeriformes, Cinclidae.
GGAUCAGCUCCUCCUGCAAGCCCGGAGAGCAGCAGCAAAGAAAAAGGAUUUUCCACCAGUCAACAACGAGAAGGCAAACCCGGCAUCCCCCGGAGGAGCAGCAUAAUUAAGGAUGGUACGAAACAAAAGCGAGAAAGGAAGAAGACUGUGUCGUUCAGCAGCAUGCCCACGGAGAAGAAGAUCAGCAGUGCAAGCGACUGUAUCAAUGCCAUGGUGGAAGGCUCUGAGCUCAAAAAGGUCCGAUCCAACUCCAGGGUGUAUCACCGAUACUUUCUUUUGGAUGCUGAUAUGCAGUCUCUCCGCUGGGAACCUUCAAAAAAGGAUUCUGAAAAAGCAAAGAUUGAUAUCAAGUCAAUCAAAGAAGUAAGAACAGGAAAAAAUACAGAAAUCUUUCGCAGCAAUGGAAUAUAUGACCAGAUAUCGGAAGAUUGUGCAUUUUCAAUUAUAUAUGGCGAAAAUUAUGAGUCACUAGAUCUGGUUGCUAACUCAGCAGAUGUUGCAAAUAUUUGGGUUACUGGCUUAAGAUACCUGAUUUCUUAUGGAAAACAUACUCUAGAUAUGCUAGGAACUACUCAAGAUAAUAUGCGGACUUCGUGGCUUUCACAAAUGUUCAGUGACUCAGAUGUAGAUAAUCUGGGGCAUAUACCCCUAUGUAAUGCUGUACAAUUUAUAAAAGACUUAAACCCUGGUUUAAAAAUUAAUAAAAUUGAAUUAAAAUUCAAGGAGCUACAUAGAUCCAGGGAAAAAAUGGGUACUGAAGUAACAAAAGAAGAAUUUAUCGAAGUUUUUCAUGAGCUUUGUACCAGACCUGAAAUCUAUUUCCUGUUAGUUCAGUUUUCAAGCAAUAAAGAAUUUCUAGAUACCAAGGACCUCAUGAUGUUUUUGGAAGCAGAGCAGGGUAUGGCACAAGUCACAGAAGAAAUAAGCCUUGAAAUUAUUCAGAAAUAUGAGCCAGCCAAAGAGGGCCAGGAAAAGGGUUGUCUUUCUAUAGAUGGGUUUACAAAUUACCUUACUUCACCAGACUGCCACAUAUUUGAUCCAGAGCAUAAAAAAGUUUGUCAAGAUAUGAAACAACCUUUAUCUCAUUAUUUUAUAAAUUCAUCUCAUAAUACAUACUUGAUAGAGGAUCAGUUUCGAGGUCCUUCUGACAUCACGGGCUACAUUCGUGCUCUAAAAAUGGGUUGUCGAAGUGUUGAACUGGAUGUAUGGGAUGGUCCAGAUAACGAGCCUGUGAUUUACACAGGGCAUACAAUGACAUCACAAAUUGUCUUCCGUAGUGUGAUUGACAUUAUUAACAAGUAUGCAUUUUUUGCUUCAGAAUACCCUCUUAUUUUGUGUUUAGAAAAUCAUUGUUCUAUUAAGCAGCAGAAAGUGAUGGUACAGCACAUGAAGAAAAUUUUGGGGGACAAACUGCAUACGCAGUCUCCAAACAUUGAAGAGUCUUAUCUUCCAUCACCGGAAUCACUUAAAGGGAAAAUACUAAUUAAAGCAAAGAAGCUUUCUGCUAAUUGUUCUGGACUAGAGGGAGAUGUUACAGAUGAAGACGAAGGAGCAGAAAUGUCACAGAGAGUGGCGAAGGAGGGGGUAGAACAGCAAAACUCAAUGACAGGGAAACGAUUCCAGCUCUGCAAAGAUCUCUCUGAGUUGGUAAGCAUAUGUAAAUCAGUUCAGUUCAAAGAGUUUCAAGUUUCAUUUCAGCUCCAGAAGUACUGGGAAGUGUGCUCUUUUAACGAAGUGCUUGCUAGCAAAUAUGCCAACGAAAACCCAGGAGACUUUGUAAAUUAUAACAAACGUUUUCUCGCAAGGGUUUUCCCCAGUCCUAUGAGGAUUGACUCUAGUAAUAUGAAUCCCCAGGACUUUUGGAAAUGUGGUUGUCAGAUAGUAGCAAUGAACUUUCAAACACCUGGUUUAAUGAUGGACCUUAACAUUGGUUGGUUUCGACAAAAUGGAAACUGUGGCUAUGUCCUUCGUCCUGCUAUCAUGAGAGAAGAGGUUUCCUUCUUUAGUGCAAAUACAAAAGACACUGUGCCUGGAGUUUCGCCUCAGCUGCUUCAUAUUAAAAUCAUUAGUGGGCAAAACUUCCCUAAACCCAAAGGAUCAGGUGCCAAAGGUGAUGUUGUGGAUCCUUAUGUCUAUGUUGAGAUACAUGGAAUCCCUGCUGACUGUGCUGAGCAAAGGACGAAAACAAUGCAUCAGAAUGGGGAUAAUCCAAUUUUUGAUGAAAGCUUUGAAUUUCAAAUAAAUUUGCCAGAGCUAGCUAUGGUGCGUUUUGUAGUACUGGAUGAUGAUUACAUUGGGGACGAGUUUAUUGGGCAAUACACUAUUCCCUUUGAGUGUCUCCAGACUGGUUAUCGGCACGUUCCUCUGCAGUCAUUGACUGGUGAAAGUUUAGCUCAUGCUUCCUUGUUUGUGCAUGUGGCCAUUACUAAUCGAAGGGGUGGUGGGAAACCUCACAAGAGGGGCCUCUCUGUGAGGAAGGGCAAGAAAUCAAGGGAAUAUGCUUCUAUGAGAACAUUAUGGAUUAAAACAAUAGAUGAAGUAUUCAAGAAUGCCCUCCAACCUAUUCGGGAUGCUACGGAUUUGAGAGAAAAUAUGCAGAAUGCAGUAGUUUCAUUCAAAGAAUUAUGUGGCCUCUCUCCUGUAGCAAAUCUUAUGCAGUGCAUUUUGGCAGUGUCUAUGCACUUGGUUGGACCUGAUAAUACACCCUUGGUAGUAGUGAAUCUCAGUGAUCAGUAUCCAACUAUGGAGCUCCAAGGGAUUGUUCCAGAGGUCUUGAAAAAGAUUGUAACAGCGUAUGAAAUGAUGAUUCACACCAUCAGGAUUCUGGUUGAAAAUACAGAUAGCUUAUAUGAGAAGAUAGUACAGUGUCAGAAAGCAGCAAUGGAGUUUCAUGAAAACCUGCACAAUAUAGGAGCAAAAGAAGGCCUAAAAGAAAGAAAACUGCAAAAAUCAGUAGAAAGUUUUACGUGGAACAUAACAAUUUUAAAGGGACAAGCUGAUCUUCUCAAAUAUGCUAAAAAUGAAGCGCUGGAGAAUCUGAAGCAAAUUCAUUAUGCCACUCUUUCAUGUGGACUUAAUAAGCCAGGCACUGAAAAUGCAGAAAUCUCAAAGCCUCGUCGAAGUCUGGAGGUCAUACCUGAAAAAGCAGGCGAUGAAAAUGGAGAAUGAGAAAAGGCUCUUCUCGUAAUUUUGGAGUUUAUAACUCUGUGACCAAUUGUAGCUUCAUAGGACAUUUGCUUUGCACUUACUGUUGGAAAAUAUUCGGAAUUUUUAAAGCACAACUGGAGAAGCUAAUUACAAUCUAUUGAAACUGUGAAUGUAUGUAGCAACUCUGCUUGUGAAGGCAAUGAUUUUGUGUAACAUGGAAAUUACAUUAUUGGCCUAAAUAUAGCAUAUAUAUGUAAAAGAUACUGUAAUUCAGUAAUCGCGUGCAGAAAAGUUCAUUGUAGGCCCAUCAGGAAA